This is a messenger RNA of Phascolarctos cinereus (koala), 2258 nucleotides long. It is a transcript of the gene PTP4A3, whose product is annotated as protein tyrosine phosphatase 4A3. Gene Ontology annotation, biological process: protein dephosphorylation. Lineage: Eukaryota; Metazoa; Chordata; Mammalia; Diprotodontia; Phascolarctidae. The record is from RefSeq and is a predicted model, not a curated record.
AGAGCCGAGGGAGGCGGAGGCUGGGGCUGGCAGGGAAGGGCGCGUGGAGCCCAGAGUCGCAGCUGCCUCAGAGCACGCUGAGGUCGCCGCCGCCACCACCGUGCAGCUCAGCUCGGGCCGCCGGGGAUCGCGGAGCCUCCGGGGAGCGGGAGCCAGAUCCACAACAUGGGCCAAGUCUGAAAGCCACAGGCCAGAGGAGGAAGACACCAAGUGCUGACUGGGCACGGUGGAGAAUUGGGGAUGUGGAGGCUGAGGCCAACAGGCUGCGUUAUCCCUGCAGGGGCCAGGGUUCCCCGCUGAGGCUGGACCAAAGGGACCUUAUUUGGUGAAGACCUGAGCCCACUUUGCUUCCCUGAGAAGUUGCUGGCCUUUGAACAGCCCGGGAUUUAUGGAGACGCCUGUGGGGAGCAGUUUUGAAUACUGCCACGCGCAACAUCGCGCCCGCCGGUGAGGAGGCGCCCGCCCCCAGCUGUCACCAUUCAAGGCUCCUGCGAAUGGCUCCCAACGCCCGGCGUCCGCCCGUGGCUGUCCCUGCUGCCUGAGCCCCCUGCUGCUCCCAAGGACUCCCCGUACCCCGAUGGGGUAACGUGACCCAGGACCCCGUCACUGCCCCGAACUUUUCAGUAUCUACAGAGGCCUUCUCUCCCCAGUCGAGUUCAGUUUUACGUCGCUUCUGUUCCUUGGGAUUUUUUUGGGGAGGUUUUUUUUGUUUGUUUUUUUUUAAACUUAGAUCCCUCUGCUUCUUUUGAUUGCCCACCCCAAGAGUGGGAGAGGGAAGGCUGAAAGAAAGGAGGCUCCUUUAGCGUUUGCCUGCUGCUGGCUGGGCCCGGCUGUGUACAGCUGCGUCCCACUGCCUAAACGGGGGCUCACAGAACAGCAGAUCUAUGGUCUUUGUCCUUGGGGCCCUCCCCUCCCUAUCCUAUCCCAUAUAAGUAUUUGGCUUCAAGUUCUGGAGUCUUGGCCUGGUUGUUACGUGUAUAGAAGGGCUUUUUGGGGGUGGGGGAAGGGGGUGCAUUUUUUUUUAAGAGUCAGGCUUUUUGGUGAUUUUUUUUGCUUUUGUUUUUCUUUUUAACAGACUAGAACCCUUGUGACAACCUUAACACGUUUCCAGAAGCCGAUAACAUUUGCACAACAUUUGUGUUGGUUUUGAGGGGUGUUGCUUUUUAACUCUUUUUUUGCCCCCACCCUCAAAAAGCACAGGGCUCUAUUUCUCUCAUUGGGUGUUUUAUUUUAUUUUAAUUUUUUUCUUUUGGUGGAGGUAGGGAUCUGACGGGCGCCCUGGUCCCUUUGUACCUCCCCAUCCCUGAUCCCUCCUCUAGUCUUCCCCUCCUGGGCCCCUUUCUUACCUUCCUGCUGCCACAAGAGGCCACACCAUGGCUCGGAUGAACCGGCCAGCCCCUGUCGAGGUCUGCUACAAGAACAUGCGGUUCCUCAUCACUCACAACCCUACCAAUGCCACCUUGAACACCUUCAUUGAGGAUCUAAAGAAGUAUGGGGCCACCACUGUGGUUCGGGUAUGUGAGGUGACCUAUGACAAGACCCCUUUGGAGAAGGAUGGUAUCACUGUCAUGGACUGGCCUUUUGAUGAUGGAGCUCCCCCUCCUGGCAAGAUCGUGGAAGACUGGCUCAAUCUGCUGAAAACCAAAUUUUUUGAAGACCCUGGCAGUUGUGUUGCUGUCCACUGUGUGGCUGGCCUGGGGCGGGCUCCUGUCCUUGUCGCUCUGGCCCUGAUUGAGAGUGGGAUGAAGUAUGAAGAUGCCAUCCAGUUCAUUCGACAGAAGCGAAGGGGUGCCAUCAACAGCAAACAACUCACGUACCUGGAAAAGUACCGGCCAAAGCAGAGACUCCGAUUCAAAGACCCACACAACCACAAGAAUAAAUGCUGUAUCAUGUAACCUCGUCAGCCUCUCGCCAAGCACACACACACCUGCCCCCACAGACCGACACUCUCUCUCUCUCUCUCUCUCUCUCUCUCUCUCUCUCUCACACACACACACACACACACACACACACACACACACACACACACACACACACACACACACACACACACACACACACAGCCUGCCCCUCACAUGCAGGCUUGGAUGGUUCAAUGGCUGAAGAUUUGGAUAAAAGAGACACUGACAGAUUUUUUGUUCCUCCCCAAUGAAGCAUUCUCUUGUCUCCUUUCUUGCUUGGCCUCUCUUUCUCUGUCUCUUCUCUAAUCUUUGGCUUCUGACCUCUCCCAUAUCUUCUCUAUAACCUCUUCCGUUCUC